UAUAAACUAAGAUUAGUGUAUUUUUGAUAGACACGAUACAUACAAUUCACAUUAUCAAUUAAUUGAUUCUUAUUAUAUAAUGACAUAUUUAAACAUAAAGCUGGAUGAUGAUAUUCCAUUGUUUUAUUAUGAUUAUUAUUAUUAAUGAUGGGUAUGUUACCAUAGUAACCAUAAGAAAGCUGAUCGAGAAGAUGUAAAAAGUUUCAUUAAUCGAUUAGAAUUUGAUAGUACAAAUCAAACACUUGAAAAAUUAAUUGAAGAUCUAUUCGCCAAGUUAAAUGUAGCGGAAAAUGAACUCAAAUCAUUAUUAAUCGAUUUACAAGAAACUAUGGAAAAUAAAUUAGAUCGUGAUGAAAUGGAACAAUUAAGAGAAUGGUUAGAGAAACGAUUUAAAUCAAUAAAUAAACGUUUGAAUUCAUUUACACAUGAUACAUCACCAACUAGACAAAUAACAGAUGAUGCUGCUGCUGGUUUAAAACGUAGUCUUAUGCAACAUUAUCAUUGUAUAUCAUGUGAUCGUCCAUUAGAGGUUGCUUUAAGUCAAGAAUAUUUAGGCAGUUACCCAGCUGAUAGUCGAGGAUUUCCAAUGAAUAAAUCCAUACGACCAUAUACUACAUUCGAUUUGGAAAGUUUACGUCAUCAAAUACAAACACGAUCUAAUAAAGCAUUUUAUGUAGAUCCACCAUAUAGACGAUAUAAUUGUAAUUAUUAUGAUGUUUAUGGUGGUACACCACGUCAAUGUGGUGGAACGCAUACAACUGCACCAUCGUCCAAAAGAAAAUCACGUGCAACAACGUGUAAAAGCUCUCUUCAUGAUGGUGAUGUCACAACAAAGUCUUCCAUUCCAUAUACUCACAGAGAAACUCUUAAUUUACAAGGUAUGGAUGGUCAUAUCUAUCGUGGUUCGCCAAUACUAGAAAGUCAACAUUUAGUAAAUAAUAAUGAUUUGUCAGCAGGGAAAGAUGAAGAGAAUUUAGAUAAAGAUUCUGAUCGAAAUGAAAAGCUACCACCAGUUUCAAAGUCAAGUCGUUAUGUUAAUACAGUAACAGCACGACCUCAAGGUGCUUAUAAAUAUAUCGGUUCAGAGAGACGUGAAAAAAGUCAAUCACCUCAACGUAUAAAACGUGUUAAUUCAGAUGAAUUUCCAUUAAAACAAUUCAAUUCAAAUGGAAUAGAACAUUUACCUCAAUUAAUAAUUGGUUCAACACAAUUACCUAAUCAACGUCAUCGUAAAAUUCCAUUAAAUCAAUCAAAUUCUAAAUUAAUUAAUGAACAUAUAUCAGUUAAAUCGAAUGGUUAUGCUGUAAUUGUUGUACCAAAUACUGGAACAAUAGAACAAGAAACUCCAGAGCUGAAAACAGAAAAUGGUUGGAUUGCUGAAAGGUUGAACAAUGAAGUAAAUGAAGAUUCAUCUCCAACUGGUAAAGAGAAGCAUAGUUCAACUUAUCCAAGUCCAGCUACAAAUGAUAAUGAUGAAGGAGAAGAGGAAAUAGAACUAGUUACAAUAGAACAAACUUCACCAGAUGUGAAUAUUACAGUAGAUGAUAUCUCCAACUAG
Molecule: messenger RNA, 1558 nt
Organism: Schistosoma bovis
Lineage: Eukaryota; Metazoa; Platyhelminthes; Trematoda; Strigeidida; Schistosomatidae
Source: the annotation of a GenBank genome assembly